ACUUGGAAAAGGAAGAUCAUGGCUUCCAACACAGCGAACCCUGCUAACCAUUUGCCAUACUUCUUUGGCAAUAUAACACGUGAAGAAGCUGAGGAGUAUCUGAUGCAAGGAGGAGUGAGUGAUGGACUAUACUUGCUCCGCCAAAGCCGGAAUUACCUGGGGGGCUUUGCCUUAUCCUUGGCCCAUGGAAGGAAGGUUCAUCAUUAUACAAUUGAGAGGGAGCUGAGUGGCUCAUAUGCUAUUGCAGGAGGCAAGUCGCAUGCCAGUCCUGCAGAACUCAUUAACUAUCACUCAGAGGAAGCGGAUGGCCUUAUCUGUCUGCUGAGAAAACCCUUCAACCGACCACCAGGCGUUGAACCCAAAACAGGACCCUUUGAAGAUUUAAAAGAGAACCUCAUCAGAGAGUAUGUCAAACAAACUUGGAAUUUGCAGGGGCAUGCUCUUGAACAAGCUAUCAUUAGUCAAAAGCCUCAGCUGGAGAAGUUGAUUGCCACUACAGCCCAUGAGAAGAUGCCAUGGUUCCACGGGAGGAUCUCUCGGGAAGAGUCAGAACACCGUAUCCUCGUUGGGUCAAGAAACAAUGGAAAAUUUCUUAUCCGAGAAAGGGACAGCAAUGGUUCCUAUGCCCUGUGUCUGCUGAAUGAUGGAAAAGUACUGCAUUACCGUAUUGACAGAGAUAAGACAGGAAAGCUCUCCAUACCAGACGGAAAAAGAUUUGACACCCUCUGGCAGUUAGUUGAGCAUUAUUCAUACAAACCAGAUGGAUUAUUAAGGGUUCUUACCAUUCCUUGUCCACAACUUGGCUCAGAAAAUGAUAAUAUUGUUUUUAACACUCGUCCUCCUCUUCCUGGAACCCCUUCUAAGAGUUGGGCAGGAGGUGGAAUUAUCUCAAGACUCAAAUCGUACACCUUUCCAAAGGCUGGCAGCAAAAAGCUUCAGCCAUCUAUUGGUCACGCACCUGAUGAAGCACCUUUUAAUCCUUACGUGCUGCAAAGGAAGAGAGGUCUUACAGGAGCAGAAAGAGGUGAUCAGAGAGAGGCCUUACCCAUGGAUACUGAGGUCUACGAAAGUCCAUAUGCUGAUCCAGAUGAAAUGAAACCAAAAAAUGUCACUCUUGACAGGAAAUUGUUAACCUUGGAGGAAGGAGAACUUGGCUCUGGAAAUUUUGGUACUGUAAAGAAAGGGUUCUAUAAGAUGAAAAAGGGUGCCAAGCCAGUGGCUGUAAAAAUUCUUAAGAAUGAGAGUAACGACCCAGCUGUAAAGGAUGAAUUACUGAGAGAAGCAAAUGUAAUGCAGCAGCUGGAUAACCCAUAUAUUGUCCGAAUGAUAGGCAUAUGUGAAGCUGAGGCCUGGAUGUUAGUAAUGGAAAUGGCUGAACUUGGGCCAUUGAACAAAUUUUUGCAAAAAAAUAGACAUGUCACAGAGAAGAAUAUAACAGAGCUGGUACAUCAGGUUUCCAUGGGGAUGAAAUACCUGGAGGAGAAUAACUUUGUUCAUAGGGAUCUGGCUGCAAGGAAUGUGCUGUUAGUCACCCAACAUUAUGCCAAAAUUAGUGACUUUGGACUUUCUAAAGCUCUCAGUGCUGAUGAAAAUUAUUACAAGGCACAAAGUCAUGGAAAAUGGCCAGUCAAGUGGUAUGCUCCAGAAUGCAUGAAUUUCUACAAAUUUUCUAGCAAAAGUGAUGUCUGGAGCUUUGGGGUUUUAAUGUGGGAAGCUUUCUCUUAUGGGCAAAAGCCAUAUAAGGGAAUGAAAGGUGGUGAAGUUGCACAGAUGAUUGAAAGAGGAGAACGAAUGGAACGUCCUGAAGGCUGUCCAACAGAAGUCUAUGAUCUAAUGAAAUUGUGUUGGACAUACAACGUUGAUGACCGACCAGGAUUCGCUGCAGUCGAGCUGAGAUUGCGUAACUACUAUUAUGAUAUUUCCCACUAA
Molecule: messenger RNA, 1929 nt
Organism: Cariama cristata (Red-legged seriema)
Lineage: Eukaryota; Metazoa; Chordata; Aves; Cariamiformes; Cariamidae
Gene: SYK
Product: spleen tyrosine kinase
Exons: 13
Coding region: 19-1929 (636 amino acids)
Biological process (GO): cell surface receptor protein tyrosine kinase signaling pathway; positive regulation of B cell differentiation; innate immune response
Cellular component (GO): extrinsic component of cytoplasmic side of plasma membrane; cytoplasm
Molecular function (GO): signaling receptor binding; ATP binding; non-membrane spanning protein tyrosine kinase activity
Source: RefSeq, a predicted model, not a curated record